This is a messenger RNA of Dicentrarchus labrax (European seabass), 1894 nucleotides long. RefSeq names its product alpha and gamma adaptin binding protein (gene aagab). The record is from RefSeq and is a predicted model, not a curated record. The transcript is spliced from 10 exons. NCBI's taxonomy places the organism in Eukaryota, Metazoa, Chordata, Actinopteri, Moronidae. Bases 445 to 1416 code for a protein of 323 amino acids.
CGUACGAACUGUCAGACAGUUGACUCUCGUCUGCCUGCGUGAAAAACAACAACUUUAGUUACGAUUGGCAGAUUCAAUUCCAACUAUGAGCCUGCUUUACUUUAACCGGUAACGUAAACAUACAUUAUUAAUUUAUUAUUAAACUUUUGGCGGCGGUGUAGGGCAUUCCCUUUUUCAAAAUCCAGUAAAACGCAUCAGUUACAAGAAGCUCAUUUAAUGUUAAAUAUCACCUUUAACAUAUAAGUUAUAUUAUGAGAAUAAAUUAUACAAUAGUAACGCAUAUAAAUCCGUUAUUUAAAGAAAGUUGUGAGCGCUGUUUCAGUUACGUUGCACCGGAAGAGACCCUCGCAGCCGCUCAGUCAGAGUUCAAAGGUUAUCAAAGUUGGUUAACGUAACGUUAAGCUAACUCAGCAGCUGGAGAAGCUAGUCUCAAACAUUAUAAAAAUGUCAACUUCCGAAGAAGACACAGAGGUUGCUAUUCCGUGUGUGCUCAUCACAAGCUGCGACAGUGGUUUUAAAGAAGAAGAGCUGAUUAAACAGAUCCUCAGCCCGACGACUUUGCCCGAGCCGAUCAAGAGAGAAGAAUCAGUAGCCUGGUAUCCGUGGACCAUCAAUAACAAAUACUAUACAGCAGACGUCAGGCUAUGUGUUGUACCAAGUACUUUUCAAAUGUCAUCGGAGAUUGCCCAGGCCAUGCAGGCUUUCAUCGCUUAUUUUGACAGUACAGUGAAGGAUGGUUUGGAAAAGCUGCAUCCUUGGAUAUCAGUGGUGGAAGAUCUUGCUCCAGAGGUGCUGAUUCUGGUGUGUGACAGAGUGUGUGAAAAUGGGGUCACCAGGCACGAAGCACAACAGUGGUGUUUGGCUCAUGCCUUUGAGCUGGUGGAGCUCAAUCCACAGGAGUUGCCAGAUGAGGAUGAUGACUUUCCAGAAUCUACAGGAGUAAAGCGAAUUGUCCAGGCUCUCAAUGCCAAUGUGUGGUCCAGUGUGGAGAUGAAGGAUGGGCACAAUCAGGGCUUUGGUCUGAUGAGUAGUUUGGUGGCCUCCAGACACAACAACCCACACCCACACAACUGUCAAGAUCCUCCAUCUUCCAGCUUGCCAGUAGAGGGCUCACUUGUUAGUGAGGAGGCCAACCAUACAGAAAGUAGUACAAACACAGAUGCACAAGGGGACACAGUAGUUGAUGCAAUGACGGAUUUGGACAUACAGGAACUUGCUAAUCUCACGGCUGGAGAUGCAGAUGUGGAUAACUUUGAACGUCUUUUUACCAAAUUAAAAGAGAUGAAAGACAAAGCUUCUUCAUUACCUCAUGAGCAGAGAAAGGUUCAUGCAGAGAAGGUAGCAAAAGCGUUUUGGAUGGCCAUCGGUGGCGAUGACGACGAGAUAGACGGCUUAUCGUCGGGUGAGGAAAGCUAAAAAUGGUUACAUAUGAAUCAGUCUCUUUAACCCUGAUCCUCCUCCUUUCCUGGGGCUCCCACAAGAUCCAGCGCCCUUUGACUUGCUUCUUGCACCUGGAAAGUGGAGAUGCUUACAGAUGGUACUGUAGGCAUAGUCAUGUUUAGAAACUUUUGAUUCUUAAAAUGAAAUGAACACAAUACUGGUGUAUAGUGAGAAUCAGUUGGAUAUCUUGUUUGGCGAGAGAAGAGAGCCAAAGGAUGGCCCUGACCCUUCUCCCCUGGGUCCCUCGCUAUGCUUAAGCCCUGAGUGUACCUCAACAAAUAAUGGCGAUGCAGGUGGAAAACAAAAUAAAAUUAUGUGGUCUUUGAUAAUGUAUAUGUCCUGUAGGUACAGUUGUCACAUAUAUUUGCAAGUGACAUAAUGUGCCUUUUCCUUAGAAUUGUAAGACAUUUGAUUUACCUUCUGUCGAAUCAACAUAAAGACUUGUGAUUUUAAA